UGGGGGCGGCGGGGGCGGAGGUGGAAGCGGCGGUGGCUCACGGGAUCGAGAUGACUGUGGCUCAUCGCACGACGGCAACGGUAAGAUGAACAGAAUCCCGGCAAACCUCUUGGACCAGUUCGAGAAGCAGCUCCCGUUGCACCGCGACGGCUUUCACACCCUGCAAUACCAGAGGACCCACACCACCACCACGGAGCAGCGCAACGAGAGCCCGGGCAGGAUCCGGCACCUCGUCCACUCCGUCCAGAAGCUCUUCACCAAGUCCCACUCUCUGGAGGGCUCGUCCAAGAUGAACGGCACCAAGGGGGAUUCCCACAGAGAAGGCUCCCACCACCAUCACGGUCACCACGGUCACCACGGUCACCACGGUCACCACAAACACAGCAAGCGCGGCAAGAGCAAAGAGCGCAAGUCGUCCGACAGCAGCGGCAAGCAGCGCUCCGGGGUGGCAGGCUGGUGGAGCUCCGACGAUAACCUGGACAGUGACAGCACAUACCGGACGCCCAGCGUCAUGUCCCGCCAACCCGUGGACCACAUCAGCCACUGCUACCCCGACUCAGUCCACGGCCACUACGGGGACCUGUCGCUCAAGACCUCCAAGAGCAGCAAUGACGUCAAGUGCUCUGCGUGCGAGAGCGUGGCCAUGGCUCCUGAGGGGAAGUUCAUGAAGAGGAGCUCCUGGUCAACGCUGACCGUCAGCCAGGCCAAGGAGGCUUACAGGAAGUCCUCGCUCAACCUAGAGAAACCCAUGACCCCUGCUGACCUCAAGCCCAAUCUCAGGGCCUGCCACUACCUGCAGGUACCUCAUGAUGAGUGGAGUGGUUACCCUGGGGGAGGUAAGGAUGAUGAGAUCCCAUGUCGGAGGAUGCGCAGCAGCAGUUAUGUCAAAGCAAUGGGGGAUGAAGAGAGUGGUGAGUCAGACUCCAGCCCUAAGACCUCCCCCGUGAAGACAGUCCGCCCGGACGCUCUGGUCAAGUCUGUUAUGCAGAGGCCACUCCUGGACUCCCAGAGCUCUUACCGGGUGGAAAACAUGAACAGUGACGUGUGUAACUACAUCACCCAUUUUGCUUCAGACUUAAGUCACAGCUACCAGUUGCAGGCCUCCAGAGAGAUGCAUCCCCACCCCAGCAUGGCCCUUGAACAAUCCCUCCCAGCGGCACAGUUCCGCUCCAGGAACCAGAGCUACAUGCGGGCGGUGAGCACACUCAGCCAGGCCAGCUGUGUCAGUCAGGUGAGUGAGUCAGAGAUAAACGGUCAGUUUGAGUCGGUGUGUGAGUCGGUGUUCAGCGAGGUGGAAUCUCAAGCUGUGGAAGCUCUGGACCUGCCUGGGUGCUUCCGGACACGGAGCCAUAGCUACUUGAGAGCCAUCCAGGCUGGCUACUCCCAGGAUGAUGACUGCAUCCCCUCCAUGACCUCCUCCACUGUCACCUCUACCAUCAGAUCCACCACCGGGAUCCAGUUCCGCCUCCCCUCUACCUGCAGCAUUGACCGGACGACCCACGAAACCCCAGCGGUGACAUACACAAACAACUACAAGAAGACCACGCCUCCGCCGGUCCCGCCCCGAUCCGCCUCGGGCUCCAAGCCCCUCAUCUCCGUCACGGCCCAGAGCAGCACCGAGUCCACCCAGGACACCUACCGCGAGGGCAGGCAUGCUGGAGGAUGGGGGGACGGGCUGGGCCUGAACCUUGGUAGGGCCUUGUAUAACUCCACAGACAGCCUGGACAGUGCCAAGGCCGUGUCUAUAGCCAUGGAGGCGGCAGGGGCGAUGCCUGGGAAGAGGCCCCCAUCCACAGACAGUCACAACUCCGUGAAGACCUGUGAUAAAGCCAUUCUGGUGUCCAAGGCUGAGGAGUACCUCAAAACGCCGCGCUCUUCAAUAGGGAUACAGGUGGAAGCCGCCACAGACUCAGAGUCAGAAAGCAAAGGGUCACGGGAAUACCACUCUGUGGGAAUCCAAGUGGAAGACGACAAACGAGGGCAGGGCAGGUUCAAGCGCUCCAACAGUGUGACAGCCUCCGUUCAGGCUGACAUGGAGAUGGAGGGCUUUCCCACUAUGGAGGACAAGGGCUUGCAGUUUGGCGGGGGCUUCCUGGGGGGGCACUCUGAGCCCAGCACGCCCACUCAGUACGGCGUUCGCACUGUCCGCACCCAGGGCCUAUUUAGCUACCGAGAGGACUACCGGACCCCCACUGAGCCCCCGAGCCCACAGCAGACCUCCAGCGAGACCACCUGGCAACUAGAGACACCCUCACCGAGGGAGCCCGCAGUGUCGCCGGGCGAGUCAGGCCGGGUGUCCCCAGCAUUGCGGAGAGAUGGAAGCUGGUUCAUGCAAAUGCUCCACACAGAGACCAAGAAGAUGGAGGGGUGGUGUAAAGAGAUGGAGGCAGAGGCGGAGGAGAACGACCUCUCUGAGGACAUCCUUGGUAAGAUCAGAAGUGCAGUAGGCAGUGCCCAGCUUCUCAUGUCUCAGAAAUUCCAGCAGUUUUACUGGCUGUGUCAGCAGAACCUGGACCCCAGUGCCAUGCCCCGCCCCACCUCUCAGGACCUUGCUGGAUUCUGGGACCUCCUGCAGCUGUCCAUCGAUGACGUCGGUGCCAAGUUUGAUGAGCUGCAGCAGAUCAAGAACAACGACUGGAGGCCAGUGGAGAAGAGCCCAGACAAGAAGCUACCACCUGUCGUACCAAAGAAAUGCAUGAUGGGGAAGAGAGGGAUGACCAGGGAAAAGUCUCUGGACCUUCCAGACCGCCACCGCCAGGAAGCGCGCAGGAGGCUGAUGGCCGCGAAACGGGCCGCUUCCUUCCGUCAGAACUCAGUGUCAGAAAGAGCAGACAGCAUCGAAAUCUACAUCCCCGAGGCCCAGACUCGCCUUUGAGAGAAUGGGGUCAGCCCCCCCCCCCG
Esox lucius (northern pike) is the source of this 2901-nucleotide messenger RNA. RefSeq names its product disks large-associated protein 2. Bases 86 to 2875 code for a protein of 929 amino acids. The transcript has 12 exons. NCBI's taxonomy places the organism in Eukaryota, Metazoa, Chordata, Actinopteri, Esociformes, Esocidae. Gene Ontology annotation, molecular function: molecular adaptor activity. Gene Ontology annotation, biological process: signaling. Gene Ontology annotation, cellular component: postsynaptic specialization; glutamatergic synapse. The record is from RefSeq and is a predicted model, not a curated record.